AUGAAAAAACACUUAAAACUAUUUAAAAUUUACAUUAUAAUAAAAAAUAUUGCAAAAUGUUUAAUUCAAUAUAAUAAGUUUAACUUUUCCUAAUAGAAUGAAAAUUAAAACAACAAUAAUUAAGAGAAAAACGAGGAAUAAACUCAUCCAGAUUUUUAACCAAAAAUAAAAAUACAAGAAGAUGCAUCCGAAAAUUAAGUAACUGAAAUGAUUGACAAAUAGGUCAAAGGGAAUAAAGUUUGUAUUUUUAUGAAAGGUACUCCUUAAAUGCCAAUGUGUGGAUAUUCAAAUUUUGUUAUUUAAAUUUUGAAAUUUUAUAAAAUAAAAGAUUAUUAAGCUGUUGAUAUUUUAAAAAAUGAAGCUGUAAGAAAACAAGUUAAAUUAUAUUCAAAUUGGCCGACUUUUCCUUAACUUUUUAUCGACGGUAAAUUAAUCGGUGGAUCUGAUAUUGUUAGUGAAAUGCACAAAGAUGGAUCUCUAAAAGAUUUACUUUAAAAGUCAGGACUUAUUUAGAAUGAAUGA
This is a messenger RNA of Ichthyophthirius multifiliis, 522 nucleotides long. RefSeq names its product glutaredoxin-like protein, putative. The record is from RefSeq and is a predicted model, not a curated record. The transcript is spliced from 3 exons. Lineage: Eukaryota; Ciliophora; Oligohymenophorea; Hymenostomatida.